CACCAUCGCGGAGCUGCGUCGCGCCGAGUCUCCAUACGGGGCCCACAGAGCUUGGCAGGUGUUGUGCCUCUGUAAAGAAAACCUCCUGAAACUCAGAUAAGGAAAUCUCCCACGAGAGUUGCAUCGCGCCAUCGCUUUGCUGCCGAUAGCUAGGAGAGGCCAAUCUCCGCCGACAACCUAGCAACGCGAGUCGACGCUGCCAGCGCUCGAUUUUUCCCGCUCGGCCCGCUGCCACCGCUAGGGGGACAGCCCGGAACGCCUCCUCCGCGGCCCACGGAGCCUUAGAAGCUCAAAGCUCGCCGCCCGGCCUCCGCGCCCGCCCGCAAAAAGCCAGCAAGAACACUCGACGACCUCAAACCGACCAUGGAGAAGUACGAAAAGGUCGAAAAGGUCGGCGAGGGCACGUAUGGCGUCGUCUACAAGGUGAGGAAUGUAAGGACCGACGCGAUCCUCGCGUUAAAAAAGAUAAGGUUAGCUGAUGAAGAAGAAGGCGUGCCCGCGACGGCCAUCCGCGAGAUCUCUCUACUGAAAGAACUCAGCCAUCCGAACAUCGUGGCCUUGCACGACGUCGUCUACGUCAACAGCAAGCUCUUCCUCGCGUUCGAGUUUCUGGACCGUGAUUUAAAGCACCACAUGGACGCGCGGGGAGGUGUUGGAUUAGAUGUAUCAACAACAGCUUCCUUCGUCUACCAGAUUCUCUGCGGCGUCGCGUUCUGCCACGAGCGGCGCGUGUUACAUAGGGACCUCAAGCCACAGAACCUCUUACUUGAUCGGGUAGGAACGUUGAAAUUGGCUGAUUUCGGUCUAGCUCGGGCCUUCAGUAGCCCAAGACGGGCCUACACGCACGAGGUCAUUACGUUGUGGUACCGCGCGCCGGAGAUUUUACUGGGCGCCGAGCACUACUCGACGCCGGUCGACAUUUGGAGUAUUGGGUGCAUCUUCGUGGAGAUGGCGUCGUCCAAACCAUUGUUUCCCGGGGAUUCGGAGAUCGACGAGCUGUUUAGAAUUUUUCGGGUCCGAGGCACGCCGAACGACCACGUCUGGCCCGGCGUCAGUCGCCUGCCGAACUACAAACCCGAAUUUCCCCAGUGGCACGAGCAGCGCCUCGACAAGGCGGCGCCCGCUUUGGCGCCCUCGGAAGAAAACGGCGGCGACGCCGCGAUCGACUUGCUCGCGCAGAUGCUGACGUACGCGCCGGCGCGGCGGAUCACGUGCCGCAAGGCCCUGGACCACGCCUUCUUCCAGCCGCCGCGUUUAGAUAGGACGCGCUUCGCGGCGUCGACGGCGGCGCUCGGCUGACUACGCGUGCUUUGUGUUGGGGUUAUAUUAUUCGCUUUCUCUGCUA
Molecule: messenger RNA, 1345 nt
Organism: Pelagomonas calceolata
Lineage: Eukaryota; Pelagophyceae; Pelagomonadales; Pelagomonadaceae
Source: the annotation of a GenBank genome assembly